Owenia fusiformis is the source of this 2232-nucleotide messenger RNA. NCBI's taxonomy places the organism in Eukaryota, Metazoa, Annelida, Polychaeta, Sabellida, Oweniidae. The record is from the annotation of a GenBank genome assembly.
AGACCGACAACGGGAGAAAAAUGUAUCAGACUGAGACAAGCAUAGGCGCACGGGUCGGAGCCAAAGAGAAGAACAUUUCGAUACACAUCAACGAAGAUGUCAUACAAGUUGAUACCCAGACACUGUAUAAAGCAAGUCCAUAUUUCAACUCUCUUCUGAGAGGCGGGUUUUGCGAGUCCUCACAGUCUGCUAUCAAUCUAACUGGAAGUUUCCGAUCAAUUGAUGAAUUGGUGAAUCUACUUACAUAUACAAAUCAGGGAAAUUUGGAAAUCACUGAUGAUACGUUGGAAGAUGUUCUACACGAUGCUACUUUCUUGAUGAUCGACUCGCUAAGAACUCGGUGCGAAAAAUUCAUGAUCUUCAACUUAGCCCUUGAUAAUUGUCUACACUAUUUGGCACUUUCCACACUCUAUGAUGUUAAAACAGUGCAAAUGAUCAGCCAUGCUAUUGUGAGAUCACGCUUUCGCGAUAGCAUACAGUAUGGAGAGGAAGUUCUUAGCGUCCCAUUUGACUUUUUGUCGAUUUUGAUACAACAGAAUGUGAUGAAGUUUUGCAAGUUGGGAUCGAAAAGGGAGUUGCUGACACGAUGGGUUAUGCAUAACCCAAGAGAGAGGGAGUAUCUUUACUUCGACUUGGUACAUCUAGCUGGCUUAUCGAUAGGGUUUGCAGAUAUAUCUGUAGUGUUUCCAUAUCGUCUAGUUCUGCCUACUGUGACAACAGGUUGGAUGAAGCAUAUCGACAGUCUCCAAAAUGAGAGAACAGGACGUACACAUACUGAAAUUUCAUUAGAUAACAUACUGGGUAAUUCCACAAUAUGUGGAGAAAGAGAAGUAGUGUGUAUUGCAAGCAACGAGAGGUGCGUUGUGUUUGACGAAGAGACAGACCGAUGGCAUACCAUUCCACAAUGUUAUACAUCAAACAUAACAUUUUCAGGGAAUCUGACGAAUAAUUUAGUUGUCCAUGUUGACAACAACGGCAAUAUUAUUGUUGAAAACAUGGCCAAGCGGAAAUGCGUCCGUAUCCUGAAACGCCACGAUGUUUCCUUCAUGCCAACAACAUAUUUCUGUCAUGGCGGCAAUUUGUAUGGUAUCGGGGGACACAGAACAAAGAAGCCGGAAAAUUGGGUGAACAAAGUUUUUGAUCCCGUAUACGGCCUUCACAUUGUGUGUACCUUGAAGCGGUUCGACAUGCGGCUUGGGACCUGGACGUCGUGUGGGACUAUUCCCGGGGCACCAGCCCUGUGUACUAUUCGACAUACCAUAGACAAAGAUAACGACGCUGUUUACAUGUUGGCCUCAAGAAUGACCUCGGCCUAUUUAACAGAUAGUCCUUCCUUCACAUUCCAUAGUUUUAAUCUACAAACACAAAUAGGUAAACAACUGCGUUCACCUGAAAUGGUAGAUAUAAAAAGUACACACCUGCUACAAUCACAAGAUAGCGGCGUCUUCCUGGUUGACCUUGAGAGACAUACAAUUCAACAAUACAACUCUGUAUGUGACGCUUGGAAAUUGUUCGCAUAUUUGCCGAAGAUAGUAGAACAUACCGCACAAGAGGUGCUUUCACUCUCUGAGGACAGCAUGCAUGUAAGGGGUCACAGACAAAUCGUUUCGUCUAGCGACACUUUGUAUGUGUUGUCUUCGAGUCAUCCAUUGGUCAGCAGCUUCCAUAGACUUGCUGUUGGCGAAUGUAGCUGGACGGAAUUACCACCUCCCCCGCUAAAUAUACAUGCGGCGUCUCAUGUGACAACACUUCUCUUGGAAGGCCAUAUCAUUGAAGAUCUACCUCUGAGUAGAUUUGAAGAUUAAUUUAUUUUGAAUGCUACAUCUGUGAAUGAUCUACUGUAUAAAACAUUAAUUUUCAUUUGACGGCAUAUUGAUUCAAUUCAUCUAAAAUGCUACUAAGAUCUUCGAGUGCAUUGGAUAAAGACAAGUGCAUCUCGGAUUAUUUCAAUCCAUCAGUAGGGGCACUUAAUUACCCAGUUUAAGGCCAAAAUCCCUAGUCAAAGCAUUAUUAAAAUGAAUUUAGCCCGGCUUCUAUGGAUUUAGUAAUAACAUACUGGUUUUCAAAAUUCAACAUUUGGUGGAAUGAUACACCGUUAUUGUACAUCUUAAUCGUCUCGAUGGACUUAAAAAGGGACACAGGGUAAUCAUGAUUAAUAAAGUCAAUUCUGUAAAACAUUUAAACAAAUGGUUACUCCGUGUACAUAAUAUAGCUAUUUUAUUUCAAUAUAGG